AUGAGAUUGGAGAAAUGCUGGUUCUGUUCUUCAACUGUAUACCCUGGUCAUGGAAUCCAGUUUGUUCGCAAUGAUGCAAAGAUUUUUCGGUUUUGUAGAUCAAAAUGCCACAAGAACUUCAAAAUGAAGAGGAAUCCUCGUAAAGUAAAAUGGACCAAGGCAUAUAGGCGCGUGCAUGGGAAGGAUAUGACGCAGGAUUCAACCUUUGAGUUUGAGAGAAAGCGAAACAGGCCUGAGAGAUAUGACAGGAAUCUUGCUGAUAGUGUACUCAAGGCCAUUCCUAAGAUCGAUAAAAUCAGAGUUAGCAGGGAGGAGAGACACCAUAAGAACAGGAUGAAAGGCAACAAGGCGAAAGUGCAGAAAGAGGCAGAAAAGGAGUACGAGCAGAGCAUCCAUAUGGUCAAAGCUCCUUCCGCAUUACAACAGGAGAAGGUCAAAGUCAAGGUUUCCCAACAACAAUCAGAAGAGAAUCCUCUCAUGGAAGAGUGA
Molecule: messenger RNA, 489 nt
Organism: Lathyrus sativus (Indian pea)
Lineage: Eukaryota; Viridiplantae; Streptophyta; Magnoliopsida; Fabales; Fabaceae
Source: the annotation of a GenBank genome assembly